ACAUCAUCACUCUCUGCAAAAACAAAAAUCAUUGUUCAUCAUCUCCGAUAAAGCAAACCCCCAAACUUAAAUCUGUUGUUGAAUCUUGCACUUAAAUCGUGAAGAAUGGCACCAAAAACUCAGAAAAAGAAACCAGCAACUAAGAGAACUGACAAGUCGGAGGUGGAAAUUAUGUCAGAACCUCGCCACAACCAGGUUGCUUAUCUUGAUCCGGAAGACAAGCUGGAUGAAUACAAGGGCAUUACGAAGUGGAUACGGGAAUCAAGGAUCAACUUUGCCGUUACUCAUGAAACUACCGUUUACAAAUCGUUGAUAAAGGAUUUCUGGAAUUCAGCAGAAGUAGUUGAAAUGGAUGCAACGGAAACGAUAAGAGGACGUGUUAAUGAUCAAGACGUUGUUGUUUCUGUCGAGAUCCUUAACACGGUUUUGCAACUAAGAGAUGAUUCCGAAGCUUCGUUUUAGGUGCCACUAAAGUGUCAAAGAGGUUGCCUACUACGCAUGAAAUGUACCGGAGACAUUUUGGGAAAGCAGCUGAACAAGUCUUCGUUACCGCUUCGUUACAAGUUUUUACUUUAUGUAUUGAUCCAGUGUUUGAGUAAUCGCCGAAGUGGAUACGACAUGGCGAACUAUGGUCUCGUCGGUUUGAUGGUGGCUUUAGUAUUGAACAAACCGUUCAAUAUCUCAAAGUACAUAUUCGCCAACAUGAAAGAAAACUUGAGAAGAACUGGAAGUAUGACAGGUGGCAGCAAGUUCUGGAUGUACCCACGGUUUCUGCAGAUGAUUAUGAAUGUACAACAUCCGAAUCUUCCUAAAGAAGACAAUGAUGUUAUGAAGGUUGAAGUUAUGAAAGAAAUAUCAUUGAAAGUCUUGAAAGGAUUCAGUGCUAAAAGCUUCAAGGAAAGUGAUCCUCCAUGGAAGUUAUUCGGUUUUCUAGAUAAAAACGCGUAUGUGGCACCAGAAAAUGAUAAAUGGCGACACGACAACAGCGAGUCCGACGAUGAAGAGCCCACCUUGAACAAGAAGAUCCAAGAUAAAUUUGGAAAGAAAGAUGACGAAGUGUAA
Molecule: messenger RNA, 1062 nt
Organism: Helianthus annuus (common sunflower)
Lineage: Eukaryota; Viridiplantae; Streptophyta; Magnoliopsida; Asterales; Asteraceae
Exons: 2
Coding region: 499-1062 (187 amino acids)
Source: RefSeq, a predicted model, not a curated record